AUGGAACAAAUUACUCCUGCUCCGACCGCAAUCGCCUCAGUCGACUACCUUGGCCAUACUUACGCCUGGGACGAAAAUGACCUCAUCUGCACUCAUAAAGAGAUUACAAGACAACUCGCCGAUGUGCAGAAGAAGAUUCGGGCUGAAACGAUGAAGCAACCGGAGAAGAAAGAUGUUAAAGAAAAGCCUUUGCGAAUUGGAAAUGCUGUUGGUGCUGUUGCAUUGGGAAACGAGCUAGUCGAGCCCAAGUCUUUGAAUUGGCAAAAGGAAUGUGACGUACUCUGGCUUUUUGGACCUGUCUACCAAUCAGAGAACUCAUUCGAAGAUGACGACGACAAGACACUCGUGGGUGACAGCACACCCAGCACACCUAUGAGCAUGUCAUAUCCUCCAUCACUCGCAUGCUCACCUACUGCAUCGUCCCCAAUGGAACUUGCUACAACCAUCGACAAUACCCGAUUAGGUCUUGCCACUCCGUACCCAAUCAAGCCAGCCCUCAAGAAACCAGUUGAGCAUUCGCCCAUCGACGACCUCCUUGCAUAUUAUGCUUGCUCGAUACUCAACAGUUCAAGACUCAACAGGGUAGCUCGUCGACACACUUUACCACGUGACAAUAUCACACAGGUUACACAAAAGAAGUCGUUGCGAUUCAAUCUAGACCAAGUGCAAGUACACUACACGCCAACACAUUAUAGUGUACAGUCAGCACGCAACAGUGGACGAUCUGUUUUCCCCCCUCGAUUAACUAGCAACAGUCAGAUCACUACUCUUGGAAAAGAAAAACCAAUCGUAGGCAAAUGCGAUGAUUUCAAUCAAAUAUUCCAAUGGGCCAAGUCGCAAGUAGAGACUACUGGACAUUUCACUUUAUUUGAUAAUGAAAAACGCAUUGUCCGAGGUAAAUCGUCUUCGCAAUCAACCAAGAAAACAAGGACUGUACCUGUGAAAAAUGUCAAAGUCCAAGGCAAGACACCAUCUGCCAAGACCGAACGAUCACCUGUCAAGACCGAGCGAUCAUCGAUUAAAACCGAGCGAUCAACUGUUAAGGCCGAGCGACCGUCAGUGUCAGAGUCUUUUCUUAAUAAUGUGGUUUCUGAUAAUGUGGUUUCAAAGGCCACUAAUCUUGCUGCUAAUGUGGCUGAUGUCAUGAGCUGGGCAAGCUCGAUGAUAUGGGAUACUACUAUUUACUAG
Molecule: messenger RNA, 1188 nt
Organism: Paraglomus brasilianum
Lineage: Eukaryota; Fungi; Glomeromycota; Glomeromycetes; Paraglomerales; Paraglomeraceae
Source: the annotation of a GenBank genome assembly